Messenger RNA from Rasamsonia emersonii CBS 393.64, 1971 nucleotides. RefSeq names its product Flavin-binding monooxygenase-like family protein. The record is from RefSeq and is a predicted model, not a curated record. Lineage: Eukaryota; Fungi; Ascomycota; Eurotiomycetes; Eurotiales; Trichocomaceae. Gene Ontology annotation, molecular function: flavin adenine dinucleotide binding; NADP binding; N,N-dimethylaniline monooxygenase activity. The coding region runs from base 1 to 1971 and encodes 656 amino acids. The transcript has 7 exons.
AUGUCUAGCAACGCUCCUCUCCUCCGUCUGGUCAGCACCGCGACCAAGUCUCGCAACAAAAGCCCCCCCAAAUACAACCUGCAGAUCUCCUGCCAUGUGAAGCCCAACGCGUCGAGCCAGCGCGAGGGUAUCGCUGCCGUAGGCGCCGACCAGGUGGAAAUCUGCGUGGCUGCACAACCCAAGGACGGCGAGGCAAAUGCGGCGGUGACAAAGGUCAUUGCAGAGGUGUUCGGCGUCCCCAAGUCCAACGUCGAAGUCCUGCGCGGCGGCAAAACUCGCGACAAAACGCUCUGCAUUACCGAUCUGGACAUUGGCAAGGACGGCGAGGAGAGUUUUCUCCAGAAGGCCCAGCGAUGCGGUUGGAGGCCUGGCAGCUGCAUGCUGGAUGUUGCUAUUAUUGGGGCGGGUAUCUCCGGACUGGUCGCUGCAAAGCAGUGUCUGGACGAAGGAUUCAUCCCCACCAUCUUUGAAAAACGCAACAGAAUUGGUGGCCAGUGGGCGUACGAAGACCCCGACCCGGCCACCGGAGAAACCCCUUCAUCGGUGUAUCACGGCGUCAUCUCGAACUCGUGUCGGGAUACCUCCAACUUCAGUGACUUUCCCAUCGAUCCGUCUCGAUAUCCCGACUACUACGGCCACGAGCUGUUCCUGCGAUACAUCCAGUCGUACGCGGAUCACUUUGGGCUCGAAAACUACGUCCGGUUCAACGCCAAUGUCGAGCUGUGUCAGCAGCUGUACGACGGCCGAUGGCAGGUCACGUACACCGAACAUGGCGCCGGACCAGUAAACGACAGCUACGAUGCGCUUUUCGUCUGCACUGGGAAGUAUAGCCACCCGAAUGUCCCGAUCUUUAAGGGAAUGGAAAACUUUCGUGGAAGCAUCCUCCACAGCAAGGUGUACCGCCGACCCGACGGAUAUUCCGGGUUGAAAGUCGCCGUAGUUGGGUUUGGGCCGUCGGCGGUGGAUAUCGCGUCCGAGCUUUGCGGACAAGCCAAAGAAUGCCAUCUCAUCACUCGACGGGGGGGCUGGGUUAUCCCGCGCUACGUCCUGGGUAAACCGGCGGAAGCGUGGCAGAGUCGCUUCACGCAAAGUGUCCUACCGAUGUCCUUGGUGCAGUGGGCCAAUGCCCGGUUGUACCAUUUUGUAAUGGGGGACAUUCCAGCCGCACUCAGACCCGACCACGGGAUCUUGGAAUCCAACGCGGUGCUCCGGUCUGACUUUAUAGAGAAUGUCAGAACGGGGCGCAUCACUGCUCACCGGGCCGAGAUCGAGCGGUUUACUGCGACAGGGGUGCUCCUGACCAACGGGAAGCUGCUGGAGCUCGAUGCGGUCAUUCUGUGUACCGGGUAUCGGAUCGACUAUCCUUUCAUCUCCGAAGAGUGCUAUCGCGCGGAACGCAGCAACUUUAUCGAUUCACCAAACGCGGUGCAUCUGUACCGGCUGACGGUGCCUCCGCACUAUCCCAAUCUGUUCUUUUUGGGUCUGCUCGAGUUGCUGGGGCCGAUCCACCCGGCGGUUGAAUUGCAGGCGCGCUGGGCGACGGCGGUGUUGGUGGGGAGGAUCAAACUUCCAUCUGUUGAAAAGAUGGAAAAGGCCAUUGCGGCUUCGGAGAAGAGACGAGCUCAGCGGUGGGUUCGAUCGGACCGCCAUGCGCAAUCCGCCGACCUGCUCGAGUAUUGCGAUUCUCUGGCGCGGGAUCUUGGCGUGGACCCGAGCUUUUGGCGGCUGGUUUCGAGGAUCUUCACGUCAAAUCCGCUGCGUGCAGCGGCUGUUCUCAACUACGUGUACUUUGGCAUGAUUACCAGUGCUCAGUACCGUCUUUUUGGUCCCGGAAGCAAGCCGGACCUGGCCACGGCGACGAUUCUGCGACUUGGGAGGGGGGAGCGCAGGCUGAGUGAGGCCGAACAGGCCGCUUUGCGAGCGGACCUGGUGCGGGAGUUGAACGCACGGAGACCUCCGCCACAGCGUUGA